AUGGAUUAUCAAGACUCUGUCGCUGUGCAUCGCCGCCCUGGCCGACCACGGUCUCUUCAAGACAAGCACAUGGGAAAGCGUCUGCGGCGGUGUCUCGUGUGCGGCUACACCACAGUUUACCACUCUAGCAUGCAGAAUCACCAAAGAAUACACACGGGCGAGCGCCCGCACAAGUGUGACUACUGUGGCAAGGCCUUCAUGCAGAAGGGCAACCUGGUCGCGCACCUACGGAUCCACACUGGCGAGAGACCUUUCCUGUGCCACCUCUGCCCUAUGGCCUUCACGCAGAAGAUAAACCUUAUAUAUAUUUUUUUAAUUUCUCUACUUUGCCGAGUCCCUUCGUAUCAGUCCUCGCGCGCGGAUGCGUCGUCUUGCCGACAGUCAAGCUGUGUUCACCGAGAAGCUGCCCAUCGUGGAUCGCGUCGAAGACUUCUCAGGCUGCCGACAUGCCAGAGCCAUUUUCACAGGCCAGCACAAGGAAGACAACUUCAAGGGAGCAAAUUCAACGUCUACAGAAAGAACUUUAUAUAUCUUGGUGUCGCCAGAUGGCAGCACAGUGCCCAAGAGCAUGUAAACGACUUGUCUGUCAGACAAGUGGGGCAAUAUUUCCCGCUCGCGGAAAAUAGUGGGGGCGACCUGUGCCCCCCUGAAAAUGUGGACAUCGAGCUGCACAUUUGCAGCUACUGCAGCAAGUCCUUCGCAACGCGGGGCAACCUGAAUGCUCACCUCCGCAUACACACUGGCGAGAGGCCGUUUCAGUGCCACUUGUGUCCCAAGGCCUUCACACAGAAAGCAACCCUUGUGCACCACGUGCGGACGCACACGGGGGAGAGACCGUACCAGUGUCGCUUUUGUCCCAUGGCCUUCGCACGCAAGUUGCCGUGCAGGUACCACGAACUCCGCAGGCACCCAAAAGGGGCCGGUGUUCCCUGAAGGGCUUUCCACAUAACGGUGACAUUUACCGGUGACGAGCAUUGCAAGAAAUCUUCGUGCAAGAGAUGUUCUUGCCUGUCUUCUGUUGCUAUGACUUCGUCAAUAUUAGCUGAAGAAAAGGCCAAUGUUCGCAGAUUUUUAAAGGGACACUAAAGAGCAAUGGCUAAAUCAGUUUAGACUCCUUCAAAACUUUAUUUUUGUCAAUGUCGUGGUAAGCGUUUGUCUCUCUUAGAAUACAGUGUACUCCAUCUCUGCCAAUAAAGAUUUAACUAGGCUAGAGCAGACACCAUCAAAAUCUAUGAUGUCAUGGCAAACUUCAAAGUGACGGCACCACCCGCCUAUUAUUUUU
This is a messenger RNA of Dermacentor silvarum, 1282 nucleotides long. RefSeq names its product zinc finger protein 211-like. NCBI's taxonomy places the organism in Eukaryota, Metazoa, Arthropoda, Arachnida, Ixodida, Ixodidae. The record is from RefSeq and is a predicted model, not a curated record. The transcript is spliced from 5 exons. Gene Ontology annotation, biological process: regulation of transcription by RNA polymerase II. Bases 1 to 933 code for a protein of 310 amino acids. Gene Ontology annotation, molecular function: RNA polymerase II cis-regulatory region sequence-specific DNA binding; DNA-binding transcription factor activity.